AUGCAUAUUUCCAAGGAAAAAAGAGUUAGAAUUACUCUAGCACUAUUAUCCAUUAUUGAUUUUGCCUAUACAUUUCAGAAUUUUUCAUAAAUUAAAGUUAUCCUUUCCAGUCUAUUAGUUUUAUCUAAUAUUGUAAGUAUGUUAUUACUGAAAAAGAAAUAGCUAUCCAGCAUUAUGAUUACUUUAUAUUAUGGAAAGGAGAUUAUCUUAUUUGGACCAACCUCUACAUGGCCAGUAUUAUAUCUUUUUAAAAAGAUUGGCUCUUAAAAAUUAAUUUUUCUCUCUUUAUUUUCAAUUCAAAUCGCAUUCAACUAUGUCGAUUCACUAUGGAAAUUAACUCUAAAAGCUAAAGAACAUCAGUGCAUAGAAUUAAUUGUUAUUUUUAUAUAUGAAGGCUAUUCCUUUUAUGUCGAAUAAAAACCUUUUAAUCAAUGUAUUCGUCUUUUAAUAAAACAUUUUAAAUAAGACUGCAUUCUUUAAUUAUUUGAUCGAAAUUACAAUAAUAUUGCCUUUAAUUAAAAGAACUCCUUAAUUGUAAACAGGUAAGCCCCUUCAAAAAAUGUUUUAAACUCCCCAAAGUCAGAUUAAAUACGUUUGUGUACUGAAGAAUAAGAACUCUUUUAUAAGCUUUACUUAAAUAACGAUGAUUUUUAACCACUGGAAUCUAACCAAUAAAACUCGUAAAACAAAAUGAUAUUUAAAUCUUCAAAAGAAUUAUUGCUAUUUCUAAAGAAUAAUCGAUAAUAUUAUGCAUUGGCAGUUCUUAAUGAACCCUAUAAUAAUUAAAAAGUAUUAUAUCAAGUUAAGUAUUUAUAAAAAGAUACUUUCUAUCUUUUAUAUUAUAUCAAAAUUGAAGAUGGAUAUACGAAUUGGUAAAAUCACAAGAUUUCAAAAUAUAAACAGAAUCUUAUAAAUAUUUUUAAUCAUAAAUUGAAAACUCCUUUAAAUGGAGCUAUCGGACAUUUAAUCACAGCCAAUGAAGAUGAAAACAUAAUGGAAAAAGUGAAAUAGUCAUAUUUAUAGCCAGCCUUAUUAAAUUGUAGAUUGUAAUUAUACUUGGUCUAAGAUAUCCUUGAUUACUUGUCAUGUGAGGUUGAAUAAUUGACUAUUAUGAGCAACAAAACAAAUUUAUAAUCCUUGUUAUCUGAAUUAUAUGAUUUAAUAGAAAAUUAAUGUAAAAUAAAGAAGAUAGAUAUAUUUGAUAAAUUGGAUUCAAAAUAUUGGUUUAUUUAUACAGACUCCAAUAAAUUGAUUCGCGUCUUACUAAACAUAUUAAAUACUUCAUAUAGAUAUACAGACGAAGGGGGAUGUAUCAGUUUGGAAAUUAAAUUGGAUUAAUUGAAUAAAAUUACCUAUUUUACAAUAAUAGAAAAUGGAUCGGGAAUAAAUGAAGAGUAAAUUUAACAAUUAACAGAAUAAUUAAAAUAAUUAGAUCAAUGUGCAACAACUAACAAAUCUAAUAAAUUAUUAUGUGCUGAUAAUCGGAUUAAUUCAGGAAUCAAUUUAUAUCUGGUGAAUAAAUUAAUAAAAUUAUUAAGUGGAGACAAUAGUAGAUUAUAAUUGAGAAUUCAGCAGAAUAAUUAAUUGCUCUUUACUUUUUCAAUUAGUGAUACUUUGGAUUUACAAUCUGAAAGUUCGCUUGGCAGAUCAAAGAAUAACAGCUUAAAUAAAUAGAAAUCCCUAAGAAGUUUAAAUAAAAUCAGCUUUUAGUAAAGUCCAAGAAUAUCGAAAUUCAAACAAUUAUCACAAAGAUAAUUUAAUUUUAAAUCUUAUAACUCAUUUGCAUCCUUGCAAUAGACAGAAACAAUAGAUGUUGAACCAAUUGCAUAAAUUCCUAGUAUUUUAUAAAUCAAAGAUAAUAAACAUAAAUAUUGUCAUCAAAGACAAAAAUUGAAAUCAUUGAAAAAGCCUAUUGAUUAUUAGUAAUGCUAGAAAACAAGCUCAAAAAUACAUUCAGCAGAUUCAGCUAUUUAAUAACUUCAAAAAACAGAAAAAUAUGUAUUAGUAGUAGAUGAUGAACCAUUCAAUCAUGAAACCUUAUGUUUAAUGUUGAAAAAUAUCGGCUUCAAUAAAUUUUUGAAAGCUUUCAAUGGUUAAUAGUGUAUAGAUUUAGUUCUGCAAUAUCACGAAUAAAUUUAUAUGAUAAUGAUGGAUAUAGACAUGCCAGUAAUGAAUGGAAUAGAAACAACAACACAAUUAGAAGAAUUGAUUGUCACGAAUUCUGUUACUUAUAUUCCCAUAAUAGGUUGUACUGCUCAUGAGGACUAUGAAUCUCAUUUAAAAUGCUUUGAAGCCGGGAUGAUUCAUGUUGUAAUUAAGCCUGUCUUUAUUAAAUCAUUACAAGAAGCCUUGUAUAAGAUUUCUGAAUUAAAUUCAAACGAAACCAUCAAAGAAAAUAACUCACCUUACAUAAUGUAAAGAGUGAAAUCUUAAACUUCCGAUUUUUAAUGA
This is a messenger RNA of Paramecium tetraurelia, 2451 nucleotides long. RefSeq lists its product as uncharacterized. The transcript has 3 exons. Gene Ontology annotation, molecular function: phosphorelay sensor kinase activity. NCBI's taxonomy places the organism in Eukaryota, Ciliophora, Oligohymenophorea, Peniculida, Parameciidae. The record is from RefSeq and is a predicted model, not a curated record. Gene Ontology annotation, biological process: phosphorelay signal transduction system.